UUAGGGUGGGUGUGGGCCCCAGUGCCUGUUUUGAAGUCUCAACUGGCGUCACGUACAGUACAAACUAACCUAACGAACAGCGACGGAGGAAGUUGCCUCAAGGCUCCGGCUCCCUUUUUCCCUCUCCCUCCCUCUCCGAACCAGAGAAAGAAUGGCGAGUGAGCCAGAGAUGAGUAACUGGACCGAUCUGCUUCACUCCUCCACGAAGCUUCUAGAACAAGUUGCUCCUUCUGCUCAGUUCCCUCCUCUCCAGGACCACUGGGAAGGUUCCACGGGAGGAGAAAUAAGCGACAGUGAUGUCAGUUUUCAAGACACAAAUGACGGAAAUGAAGAUGAAGAUCUCUACACAUCAGCUUCCGGUUCUCCAUCCAAGCUUCAAUUCAGGAGAGAUGUUUCAAGGGCACGUUGGAAUCAGGAGAUGCAAAUGGCUGAGGUUUUGGAAAAGAAGGGUAAAAUGUGGAUAACCACAGGAAUAGUGCGUGGUGGCCAGACUUUCUGCUUCCUUGAAGAGACAUUAUUUCUUGCUGAAAUUGGGGCACUGCAUCUUCUAGGUGAUAAAGAUACCUGUUUAGCCCUAAAAGAUAUCUAUGAGAAGGUCUCAGAGGGAAAGAGUGGAUGCUGCUAUGAGUUUUUUCAGGUUUAUAGGCAAUUGAAGUCACUCGGUUACAUUGUUGGGCGGCAUGGAGUAGCCUGGACAAUUAAGAGUUCUAAGAGCACCUCAGAGUCUCAUUCUUUAAAAGAGAAGGAUUCAGUCAUUGAAUUGUUCGGUAAUAUGCAGGUCAAUGACAAUUUUAGGCCAGCCUUUGAUGUAUACUAUCCAAACAGCAGGUUUAGAAAGUCGGCCCCAGGCGAUCCAAGCUUUGUGCUUUGCUUAGCUAGUGGCUCUCCACCAUCGGAAGCUGAAAUACAAGUCCUUGAGAAACAAUUUAACGGCGUUCCUUUGAAAUUUUGUCAUGUUGAGCAUGGACGGGUCAGUUUUUUCUCCUUUGACAAGGUUGAGCUGCCCGUCUUACCUUGAUUUUUUGGAUGGGUGCAAUUUCAUACUAAUGGAGCAUAAAGAAUUUGCUAGAGGCUUAAUCUGAAGGCAUGGAAUGGAAGCUUUGCAAGCCUGUGUCGAAGAUUCUAUGCAUGGUUUCAAUCAAAUCAAGAAGAGUUGUUGCUGUCCUUGGCUCCUUUUACUAGUAUUUUAUGUGGCAACAACAAUUGGAGAAGAAACUAUAGAGAGUCAAAUGCAGUGAUCCCUACGGAUCUUCUUUCCCUUGGAAGGACGCUAUCUUCCCGAGUUGUUCUCAUUAGUCAAUUUGAGUUUUAUAAAAUGGAUUGGCUUUUCUCAAUACUUGCAGGAGUUUGGACAGGGGAAAUGUUUUUGGUAGAGAUGACGUGGCUACAUUACUCUCUCUGACUCUUCUUUGGGGCAAAGGUUCAUGUGACUAUUCGAAGGCCCUUAUGGUCAGAUGUCUUGUCCUCUUUCAUAAAAAUUCAAAGAACCAUGUAUGAUGUAUCAAAGAUAUUAAUAUUGUAUGAAACACCCUGCGUAUAAAUUUUAAUAAACUUAAAAAAAAAUCAA
Tripterygium wilfordii is the source of this 1567-nucleotide messenger RNA. RefSeq lists its product as uncharacterized. The transcript has 5 exons. Gene Ontology annotation, cellular component: tRNA-intron endonuclease complex. NCBI's taxonomy places the organism in Eukaryota, Viridiplantae, Streptophyta, Magnoliopsida, Celastrales, Celastraceae. Gene Ontology annotation, biological process: tRNA-type intron splice site recognition and cleavage. Bases 152 to 1018 code for a protein of 288 amino acids. The record is from RefSeq and is a predicted model, not a curated record.